This is a messenger RNA of Clarias gariepinus (North African catfish), 5920 nucleotides long. RefSeq names its product neuropilin 1a (gene nrp1a). Gene Ontology annotation, molecular function: vascular endothelial growth factor receptor activity; semaphorin receptor activity. Gene Ontology annotation, cellular component: membrane. The transcript is spliced from 17 exons. The record is from RefSeq and is a predicted model, not a curated record. Lineage: Eukaryota; Metazoa; Chordata; Actinopteri; Siluriformes; Clariidae. The coding region runs from base 642 to 3410 and encodes 922 amino acids. Gene Ontology annotation, biological process: axon guidance; angiogenesis; vascular endothelial growth factor signaling pathway.
CAGAUCCGAGCAGCCGGGCGAGGGCAGAAGAAAAGCGACUGCAGUUUAGGAGGGGUGUGUGGUGUAUGUGUGUGUGCGUCUUGUGUGCAUAUAUGUGUGUGUGUGUAUAUAUCGGUCGGUUUUAAGACGCUGUCAUGGCAGUGCAGUGUGCCAGAUGUGUGUGUCACUAGCUCGCCUCUGGUCAGAGAGUUAAGACUCGGAGUGCUCGCGCGAAGGCUCGCGCUUCGAACCCAGAGCCACAGGCAGACCAGCGGUGAGUGCGCGCGCUUACACUUUUGUCGUGACGGAGGAUUUUUUUACGCUCACAUCAUCACCGGAGCAGACGAGAGAAAGAUCGGCUGUGCGUGUUGAACAGGCUCCGCGUCUCUCCGCCGCUGCUUGAAGGAAAUGGCGAGUGGGGAGAGGGAGAGAGGCGCGCGCCGGCUCACCAGCGCAGGAAACCGGAGCUGAACGAACGCACGCGCGCAGCCUCCGCUUGCUUUUCACAAGAAAAACCUCUUUCCUUCACUCAGAACGACGCUCCAGCGAGCGGAUUUUAACCACACAGGAUUGUUCUUACUUGUUUUUUUUUUUUCUUUGUAAGGUUAUUGUUAUAUAUAUAUUUUUUAUUUGCAAAUUUUUAUAAACCCAAGGACGCGAGGAUGCAUGUUGGAUUAGCGUUGAUCCUCUUAACGGGAAUCUUUGUCAAAGCGAGAGCUAUCAAACCCGUUCCAGACCAAUGUGGUGGAAACAUCCGGAUCACCAGUGCCAACUACCUGACCUCUCCAGGCUACCCGGCUUCGUACGAGCCGUCGCAGAAGUGUGUGUGGGUGAUCACGGCUCAAUCAUCUCACCAGCGCAUCCUCAUCAACUUCAACCCGCACUUCGACCUGGAGGACCGCGAGUGCAAAUAUGACUAUGUGGAAGUAAGGGAUGGCGUCGAUGAAACCGGGCAGCUGGUGGGCAAGUACUGUGGGAAGAUCGCUCCUUCUCCUGUAGUGUCUUCCGGUAACCAACUCUUCAUCAAGUUUGUGUCAGACUAUGAAACGCACGGCGCUGGCUUCUCCAUCCGCUAUGAGGUUUUCAAAUCAGGUCCAGAAUGCUCAAGAAACUUCACCUCCAAAAGCGGGUUCAUCAAGUCACCUGGUUUCCCUGAGAAGUACCCUAACAACCUGGACUGCACAUUUAUGAUCUUCGCCCCAAAAAUGUCUGAAAUCAUCUUGGAGUUCGAGAGCUUUGAGCUGGAGCCUGACACACAGCCGACCGCUGGGGUCUACUGUCGGUUUGACCGCUUGGAGAUCUGGGACGGUUUCCCUGGAGUUGGCCCGCACAUCGGCCGCUACUGUGGGCAGAACACUCCGGGUCGAAUUAUCUCCUACACCGGAAUAUUGGCCUUGACAAUCAACACGGACAGUGCUAUCGCUAAGGAGGGCUUCUCUGCUAACUUCACAGUAGUGGAGAGGACCGUCCCCGAGGACUUUGACUGCAUGGAGCCGUUGGGUAUAGAGUCCGGCGAGAUUCCCUCAGAGCAGAUCGAGGCCUCGUCGGAGUACAAUCCCAGCUGGUCUGCACAGCGUUCCAGACUUAAUAACUUUGAAAAUGGAUGGACGCCAAUGGAAGACACUAAUAAAGAAUGGAUUCAGGUUGAUCUGGGUUUCCUGCGUUUCGUCUCAGCCAUCGGGACUCAGGGUGCCAUAUCACAGGAGACCAAUAAAAAGUACUAUGUGAAGUCCUACAAGGUGGACGUGAGCUCGAACGGGGAAGACUGGAUCACACUGAAGGAGGGCUCCAAACAGAAGGUUUUCAUGGGCAACACCAAUCCCACUGAUGUCGUGAAGACCUCGCUGCCCAGACCGACCCUGACACGCUUUCUCCGGAUCCGACCCUUCAUGUGGGAGACUGGCAUUGCUCUGCGCUUCGAAGUGUAUGGCUGUAAGAUCUCAGAAUACCCAUGUUCAGGCAUGUUGGGAAUGGUCUCAGGCCUGAUCACUGAUGAACAGAUCAGCAUUUCCUCACACAUGGACCGCAGCUGGGUACCGGAGUAUGCCCGGCUGCUGACUGGCCGCUCAGGAUGGAUUCUAUCGCCCCAACCGCAGUCCUACAUGGACGAAUGGCUCCAGGUGGACCUGGCUCAGGAGAAACUUGUGCGUGGAUUGAUCAUCCAGGGAGGGAAGCACCGCGAGAACAAGGUCUUUAUGAAGAAGUUCCGUCUGGGCUACAGCAACAACGGUUCUGACUGGAAGAUGGUGAUGGAGUCCAACAGUAACAAGCCCAAGCUUUUCGAGGGGAAUAUGAACUACGAUACACCGGUAUUGAGGACGGUGGAGCCCAUCCUGACACGCUUUAUUAGAGUUUAUCCAGACAGAGCUACACCAGCUGGAAUGGGGUUGAGACUAGAGCUGCUAGGCUGUGAGUUUAAAGCACCCACAGUGCCACCCACCCUGCCAGUCCCCCCAACAACACCGUCUGACGAGUGUGACGAUGAGCAAGCCAACUGUCACAGUGGAACAGGUGAUGACUACGAACAGACAGGCAGCACUACCGCUCCCGAGACCACCACAGAAAUGAGCUCCGUACCAGCUUUCAUGUGGUUUGCGUGUGACUUUGGCUGGGCGAACAACCCCUCGUUCUGUGGCUGGACGUCUGAAGGGGGCAGCUACACGUGGCAGAUUCAGUCAAGCGGCACGCCAACAUUAAACACCGGUCCCAACAUGGACCACACAGGCGGCUCUGGAAACUUCAUCUACACCCUAGCCACUGGAACACAGAAGAAAGAAGUGGCGCAGCUGGUCAGUCCGGCUAUUUCGGGUCAGGACUCGGAUCUGUGCCUCUCCUUCUGGUACCACAUGUUUGGCUCACACAUUGGCACACUGCACAUCAAGCAGCGGCACGAGAGUGGCCGUGAAACAGCCGACGUGCUCCUCUGGACCGUCAGCGGACAUCAGGGUAACCGCUGGAGGGAGGCCCGUGUGCUGAUCCCACAUUCAAGCAAACCAUAUCAGGUGGUGAUAGAGGGUGUCGUGGAGGGACAGAGUUUGGGAGACAUCGCUGUGGAUGAUAUUAAAAUACUAGAAAUCAACAUGGUGGACUGCAAAGACCCAGAUGUCCCUACAGAACCUAUGAUACCUGAUGACUUUGGUAAAUUCCCUGUGGACAUCACCAACUUCCCAAAGACUGUUGAGAACAAAGAGAUCAGAACAGGGAACAUGCUGAAUACUCUUGACCCCAUCCUGAUCACCAUCAUCGCCAUGAGCGCGCUGGGCGUCUUCCUGGGCGCGAUCUGCGGCGUAGUGCUCUACUGCGCCUGCUCUCACGGCUCCAUGGCCGACAGGAACUUAUCCGCCCUGGAGAACUACAACUUCGAGCUGGUAGAUGGCGUCAAGCUCAAGAAGGACAAACUCAACUCACAGAACUCAUACACAGAAGCAUGAGAUGGAAACCAAUAAGAGGAUACCUCUCCUCAGGGAGGCGGGAUUUAAAAAAAAUAACUAGACUGACGGCACUUUCCCACUGGAUAAAGACAAGGCUCCGAGGUUCUGAGAACCAAUGGGAGCAGAACUGGGACUGAGCCGUGCUUUUCUCAGGAUCUGCAGUGAACAGAACCUACCAGUAGGGGACACUGUGUACACAAAAAAAAACAUUAAAUCUGAGGUUGAAGGAGAUGAAAAACAAACAAACAAACAAACAAACAGACAAAAAAAGAAUAUGUACAGAGGAUUUAGAUGAUUAUUUUAAUUUUUUUAUUUUAUUAUUUUUUAUUUGCUCAUUUUUACAAUCGGAUGCUGGUGUUGAGACCAAUAUAUGAAAAUGUUAUACAUAUUUAUCUUUUUUUUCUUCUUUGCCUGGGAGGGGAAGAAAAAAAACUUUUUUGUUGUUGUUUUUUUUCUGUUCAAAGGAGAUGUGUAAAAAAAAAUCCAAAAUGAACCAUGUUUGAUAACCCAUAAUGGGACACGUAUCUGAGGGUGUGGUUCAGACAGUGCCUUUGGUACAUCUUUCUUGGCCUCAUUUGUUGAUUUGUGAGUUUUUCUUUCAUCCGUUAAGUUCUGGAACGAAGACAAACACAAAAAAAUAAGAAAAGAAAUCUGUUGGUCACAUGACCCUGCAAACAUGACCCGGAUUAUUCCUUGCGCUUUAAUGUUGAGAGCCCACAUAUUGUACAUACAGUAAGUUUUAAUAUAUUUUAUUGCCCUUUCUAAAAAAAAAAGAAGUAAAACAGACAAAAAAAAAGCUGCAGUAUCCAUUUUUUCCUUUGGUGUUGUAAAUACAAUCGUCUGACUGUUUCGUGAAGGUGAAAACGUGUGCUUUCUGUCCUGUUCGGUUACUUUAUCACGUUUCCCAGAAAUGCAGCUAAUGUGUUAAACGCUGGUGGUUCACACACAUGAACACAAUAAACACACACACACAAACACUGACACUCAUUCCCCGAGAAGUUACGCGCUCCACAAGGUUCCGUAAGUGCUUACACUUUGUGCUUACGUCUCACCUAGCUCUCACGGCUCACAUCUGUCCACAUGUUCUGAUCGUCCUUCAGGCUUAAGGUCUCAAGGAGGGGGAAAAAAAAUCAGGUGUAACCCAAACUCUUUUUUCUGUUUUUAUUUAUGGCUAUGUUUUAAAUGUUUGGCAUCAUAUCAGAAACGAACAAAUCAGCAUUGUCAUUUUUGCCUUAACCAUCUUCUCGCCUCGAAUGCACUUUGUCGUCAUCGGUCUUGUGUAAGACUUGCGAAUGAGACGUGUUUAGGAACGGUGCUGUCGUCUUUGUGUUUGGCGGACCGUCGUGGCACGUCUCUCUGAUUGGACUGUACUCAUUCUUCUCUUCCCUGUUUAAAUCACACCUGGUUGGUUGUGACGAAAACGCUAUCAUCUCAUAAGCGUGACAUUUGCCUUGGGUAUGAUUUAAUACAGGAAUCAUCACUUUGGCUCUUGCGUCUGUACCAAAGGACCAUUGCUUCAAAUCACACAGGGCCACACAUACUACACCGUACAGCGGACGUGCAUCAGCUCGGCUUUAAGGCACUGGACUUAAUAAAAAGUGAACAGCAUAUGAAGGACUGACUUAAAAUCUAAAACAGGAAAUGCUGGCUUGUCAUUUAACAUCACGUAACGAUAUACAAACUAAGAGCUUCAUAUCACAUGUAGUAUAACCCAGAACACUCCAUCUCACUCCCUCUCUGUCUCCCUUUCUCUCUCUCUAUCUCUCUUUCACACACACACACCUACACUGACUCAUAUUUUAAAGAUUUCUUGGUAUGUUUCUGUGCUGUGCUGUGUUCUGUGACAAACACGUUCUCUAUUCAUUUAUCUCCAGUAGUUUGCAAUGCCAUGACCCCGUUACUCAAUGCUACCUGUGUGUUAGCUGAAGCUAAAGGCCGGACUAGUUUCAGUAAGGUUUAAUGAAGAAAGCAUACUGUAGCAUCAAGGGAAAAAAGAAACAAUGUUGCACUGAUAGAUAUAUUUAAAGAGGUUUAUGUGUUUAUAGCAUUCAUUUGUAAAAAACAAAAUCUUCAGAAAAAAGGACAGUGUUCAUUUUUUUUAAUAGUUUCAGAAUGUGUAAAAGAAUUCUGAAAUAUAUGGUUAUUGAGAUGUUUUCAUUAUUGAAAAAAGGUAUAAAAAUUUCCUAUAGUAAAGUUCCCAUUUACCCGAUUGAUUAUCUUUGGUUUUGUAUUGUCAUUCAAAAUUUGUGCUAAUUUGUUUUUGUUUGAUUUUUUUUUUCUACACAAGAAGACGGGGAGAAACUUUUAUUUUCAAUACUGAUUCUGUAAUUGCUGUUGUAGGAAGAAGAACCUAAAUAAAACAGCAAGGCCUUAAAAAACUGUCAAUCAAUGUUUUGUAUUUAAACAUACUGCAUCACUAACAGGAAAUCACAAAUGUCUGCUGUUGCUCAUCAACUUAGCUUAACGUACAUUCCAAAGAUUCAGAUCCAAUAAACGUUUUCUUAAGACUU